GCAGUACGAUAUGAUUCCAUUCCGAUUUCACUAUGACACCUUGAGAUUUUUGUCUCAACAAACACAAGCAGCAUACACGACGUGAACAGGGAUAGAUUUCAAUACGUUCAGCAUAUCCAUUAUACAGCGCACUCUUUCAUAUUGUCAGCGGUUUCCCCAUGGGGUCGACGUCACCGCCAUUGACGCCCAUUCGGCAGUAUGAGGCCCCUGUCGACACCACAUCUGGCGACACAUACCAAGACGAUUUUAAACGACGCUCAAGUAGCUUCGCAUCAAAUCACGAAAGAAGCCCUGUGACGUCUAAAGCACGACAUCGCUUCUCCAACGCUUCUCACGCAUCCAACGACUUCGAUUACCCCACCGACGAUGCUGGCGGGGGAGCAGGUGGAGGUGGAGGAGGUGGGAUGGGAAUGGGCAAUCUCGCCGACGAGCUCGAUCAGCUCGACGAUGAAUAUGACUAUGAGGAGGACGCUGGCGACACGACACAGUUAAGGACAGACGGUGGCCCGGAUGACUCGAUAAUCGAGGGAGCUCGUGAUUCGGGAAUUGAUGUAUCCUACCCUCCUGGCAGUCAUAACUCACCGUCACGGGCGCGAAACUUUUCAAAACCGCUCGGACAAGAAGACAAGCCGCCUGAUGCGGCUGGCGACGAGGAGGGAAAUGAGGAUCGAUUCUCGCCGGAUCUCGAAGACCUGGUCGCGACCAUUGCUCGGAUGACCGCCUACACGACAACGAGUGAAGAUCCGAUCAUUCCACGUACCACUGCUUUGCUACACGAUCUCGGUCCACAAUCCAAUCUCGAAGCCGGCAUACAACGCUUCAACACUGCGACUAACAGCAUGACUGCCUAUUCCACCGCACAGACAAAAUCCAUGCAAGUCCUAGCACAGAGCCUCUUCUCACCGCUCUUCUUCGCCUACAAUAGCAACGCCUUUGACUUUGACGCCGCACUCAUCGAAGACACCAUCCCGCUGAUUGAUACGCUGCUACAAGAUAUUCCCGGCGGCAUUAGCAACAGCGUCAACCUCCCUGGCCAAACGCAAUCUUCUUCCGAACCACCGUCCUCCUCGCCUUCGUCACAAUCCCUCGUCAUCUCCAACCUCGCCCGCUUGACUCGCGACACUGCCGACGUCCUCGCCGCCCUCUCCCAGCUUACGGAUACCCUCCAAAUGGGCAAACAAAUCACCACCACUGCAGCCCGGCACCUCCGUACCACACAGACGAUGGUCGCGGAACUCCUCCGCGAACGGGAACGUGCGGAGGUCGCGCGUGUGGAUCUCCUGGCCGGAGGCUGGAACGAGAAAGUCCAGGCGAGGGUCUGUGGUAAGGAAUGUAGGAGUAUCGUCGAGGGAUUCCGGGAAACAUGUGAAAGGUUGAGAGGCGUGGAGGACGAUGGUGUCGUUGCGCCGGUGGCCGUUGUUUCGUGAUAUGAGAGGGAGGGGGAAAGCGG
Messenger RNA from Dissoconium aciculare CBS 342.82, 1450 nucleotides. RefSeq lists its product as uncharacterized. NCBI's taxonomy places the organism in Eukaryota, Fungi, Ascomycota, Dothideomycetes, Mycosphaerellales, Dissoconiaceae. The transcript has a single exon. The record is from RefSeq and is a predicted model, not a curated record. The coding region runs from base 159 to 1427 and encodes 422 amino acids.